This is a messenger RNA of Punctularia strigosozonata HHB-11173 SS5, 288 nucleotides long. RefSeq lists its product as uncharacterized. Lineage: Eukaryota; Fungi; Basidiomycota; Agaricomycetes; Corticiales; Punctulariaceae. The coding region runs from base 1 to 288 and encodes 95 amino acids. The transcript is spliced from 4 exons. The record is from RefSeq and is a predicted model, not a curated record.
AUGUCUGCAAGAGAUUACUACGGCGGCGGUGGCCAGCAGCAGCAGCAACAGUACUACCCCCCUCAAGGUCCUCCGCCCGGCCAGGGUGGAUACUACCCCCAACAACCUCCACAGGCGUACGGCGGUGGACCCGGAUACGGCGGCGGCUACCAACCGCAGCCGCCCCCGCAGACGGUCUAUGUCCAGCAGCCUGCGCAGCAGUCGAGUGGUGGCGGCGGUUGCACGGCGUGUUUAGCCGGCAUUCUGUGCUGUUGCUGCGCAGAAGAGAUGUGCGACUGCCUGUUCUAA